Rhododendron vialii is the source of this 2261-nucleotide messenger RNA. RefSeq names its product galactoside 2-alpha-L-fucosyltransferase-like. Gene Ontology annotation, biological process: cell wall biogenesis; xyloglucan biosynthetic process. Gene Ontology annotation, molecular function: galactoside 2-alpha-L-fucosyltransferase activity. NCBI's taxonomy places the organism in Eukaryota, Viridiplantae, Streptophyta, Magnoliopsida, Ericales, Ericaceae. The record is from RefSeq and is a predicted model, not a curated record. Gene Ontology annotation, cellular component: membrane; Golgi apparatus. The transcript is spliced from 2 exons. The coding region runs from base 410 to 2095 and encodes 561 amino acids.
AGAUACAGGGGUUUGUUUUUCGGCACAGGCACAGAGGAUUCUGCUGCUUCGGUGUAGGGUCACCAAGCUUGGAAUCCAAUGAGUAGUCUUCUCUUCACCGACAAUGGAACCAUUCUACCAGAAAAGUAGUAAUGUAAAAAUUUCGUCUUUGCAACUAUAUUCGUUCCUAAUUCCAAACAUUCCGUUCUAUUUCAUUAAAAUAUCGCUUAUUUUAUUCAAAGGAAAAUUUUAUUCAUUGAUUAGUAGGGGUAUACAAUUCCGACCAAACCCAAGAAAAACCUCACUUCUUCUACAGCUUCUGAACUGAACCCAACCCCCACCAUUUUCCCACUCCAAAACAACUACCCAUUUGGGUACUUUCCUUUUCAAACGGUUUUAUGCAAAACCCAGAUGGGAAUUUGAUUUAGAUAUGAGGAGGUUAAAUAGAAAUUCCGAUGAUCAACUCAGGGAUCAGGGAAACGGCGCCGUUUCCCGGGCUCCGGAGACUAAAUGUGGGUUGAAUCCGAUGAAGUCUAUGGGGAUUUUAGUUGCUUGCUUGAUGCUUCUCUCGGUUGUCUUUUCAGUCUCUGUGAUCCUGGAGGACCUUCCUUCUGAGAGUAUUUGGUCAGGUGCCGAAGCUAGGGUUCUUCAAGUAAAACCUCAACUACAAGUUGUAGGUUCAGAAGAUGAUUCUCCCCAUGAUGUCAAGGUGCCCGGAGAUGAAUUACUUGGUGGCCUUCUUACCAAUGGAUUCGAUGAGAGAUCUUGUCUUAGUAGGUACCAAUCAGUGUUAUACAGCAAGGCACUAACCCACAACCCUUCCCCUUACCUUAUCUCCCGUUUACGAAGCUACGAAACUCUCCACAAACGCUGCGGACCCCAUACAGAACCCUACAACAAAACCAUAGAGCUACUUGCGUCUGGAAAACAAACGGGUCCAUCUGAUUGUAACUAUGUUGUGUGGAUAUCCUUCAGUGGUUUGGGGAAUAGGAUACUAACCCUAGCUUCGGCGUUUCUUUAUUCUCUCCUUACCAACCGGGUCCUACUUGUUGACCGUGGAGUAGAUAUCACUGAUCUCUUCUGCGAACCGUUUCCAGAUGUCUCGUGGUUACUCCCCACAGAUUUCCCUCUUACUUCUCAGUUCAGUCAUUUUGAUCAGAAAUCAGUUCACUGUUAUGGGAAUAUGCUAAAGAAUAAUAGUUUAGCAGACUCGACUCUCCCCUUUGUUUAUCUCCAUCUGGUCCAUGAUUAUGGCGAUCACGAUAAGCUUUUCUUCUGUGACCAAGAUCAAUCUUUUCUCAAUAGAGUGCCCUGGUUGGUUAUGAAAACGGAUAACUACUUUGUCCCAUCCCUCUUCUUAAUCCCUUCUUUCGAGGAGGAACUGAGAAACCUCUUCCCGGAAAAGCAAACGGUUUUCCACUUCUUGGGUCGCUACCUCUUCCACCCAACAAAUCAAGUGUGGGGCCUUGUUACCAGGUACUACCAAGCAUAUUUAGCAAAAGCGGAUGAAAAAAUAGGCAUUCAGAUCAGAGUCUUCGAUACGGGUGUGGGCCCAUUUCAGCAUGUUUUAGAUCAAAUCCUCGCUUGUACCUUGAACGAAAAUCUGCUACCCAAAAUCAACCGACAAAAACAUAUUAUCGGCACAGCCGGAAAGCAGAAGAGUAAAGCUGUACUGAUGACGUCAUUGAGCUCGGGAUAUUUUGAGAAAAUCCGGGAUAUGUACUGGGAAUAUCCAACGACGACUGGGGACAUUAUAGGAAUUUACCAGCCGAGUCAUGAGGAGUAUCAACAGACUGAAAAACAGAUGCAUAACGUGAAGGCAUGGGCAGAAAUGUAUCUUCUUAGCAUGACUGAUAAGUUGGUCACGAGCUCAUGGUCUACUUUUGGGUAUGUGGCUCAGGGUCUUGGAGGGUUGAAACCAUGGAUCCUCUACAAGCCUGAGAAUUCGACAGCUCCUGAUCCGCCAUGUCAACGAGCCUUGUCAAUGGAGCCUUGUUUCCAUGCCCCUCCCUUUUUUGAUUGUAAGAAGAAGAUUGGGGUUGACACUGGUGCACUUGUUCCUCAUGUGAGACAUUGUGAGGACAUGAGUUGGGGUCUUAAGCUGGUUGAUCAUUAGAAUGAAUCAUAACCAUGCAUGUUGUACGAUAAUUUUAUUUCUUCUCGGCACGACAAUCGGAUGUGAUGAGUUCUUGUAGUAUUUUGGUAAAAGUAGGAUAAGAAAACUCAUGGAUUUGUAUUUUCAUCAUUUUUGUUCUGCUGUAUGAUGAGGGGGUAUUUGAGCU